Pseudocercospora fijiensis CIRAD86 is the source of this 3243-nucleotide messenger RNA. RefSeq lists its product as uncharacterized. The record is from RefSeq and is a predicted model, not a curated record. Lineage: Eukaryota; Fungi; Ascomycota; Dothideomycetes; Mycosphaerellales; Mycosphaerellaceae. The transcript has 5 exons. Gene Ontology annotation, molecular function: protein binding. Bases 1 to 3243 code for a protein of 1080 amino acids.
AUGGGCCGACGAGACGCUCAUAUCUCGCCUGCUCAUGCAGCAUGGACUGCGGCAAAAGCCCGUGCCUCACAGCCACCGGGCAUUCGCUCACAACAACCACAGACCAGUAUCAAGAGGCAUGCCCAAGAUCGUUCUGGACAAGCCCAUGAAGAGCAUGAACAACACGGAAUACCACUGUUCGACCUUCCAACGGAGCUACUCCACUCUAUCUUUGACUGUCUGGACAAGGCCUCAAUCUGUGCUGCCCGAAUGACCUGCAAAACUUUGGCCAAAGUUGGCGUUGAAUAUAUACUUGACUCAAUCCAUGUCGUAUACAAGCGAGACAAUUUGGCAGAGUUGCUCGAGAUUGCUAAGAAACCUGCGAUGGCGAAGUGCACCCAUUCAUUUUGGUUCCAAGCCGAUCGUUUUGGUCCUGCUCUGACAUUUUCCGAAUGGGACAAGGAACGAGACGAACUGAAGCCGUGGAAUGAAUACAACAUAUACCAUGAACUCCCAGUAGAUCAAGAAUAUGAGAGUUCAGCAGGACGUCGUGCUUUGGACAGUGCGCGUAAACGUUUUGAAAAGCGCAAGAAGGGCAAGCACAGUAAAGCAGCCAUCGCAGAUGCAUACGAACAAUACAAAACAACCAUAGCGGAUCAGAAGAGCAUCGUGGACGAACGGUUCGACUAUCAAUGCUUCUCCGAGCUUUUUGCGGCGUGCCCGAAGCUUACCGAUGUAGCAGUCUCCAUCGGACACGGUACCUCAGGCUACAUAGACAGGGGACGCAAGGCUUUCAAGAACAUUAUGAUGCACCCAUACGGCGAUAUCGAUUACCGCGACCAAGGGGUGCAUCAGUUCUGGACGGCAGUGGAAGCUUUGCAUCAUGCGAACCGCCAGCCGCAGCGCCUUUUCCUUGGUGAUGUGUCUUACCGUGUCUUCAGGCAUACCUGGAAUAAUGCUCCGACCAAACCCUUGAUGGAGAAUCUGAUGCAAAACCUACGUGAGCUUCGCAUUGGCAUCUCUAUCUAUGAGCCAUUGCCACCUGACAAUGAUGCAAUGGCUUUGAGAAUUGAGUCAGAUGUGUACUAUCGCAAAGGACUGCUCGCAAAAUGGCUUGCGUCUGCUCAACACUUACGUGUGCUCAAGGUCCGCAUGUGGGGGGCCUGGGAAGGUGUCUUCGGUCGCGUUGGUGGCAAGCUCUCCAAGCUGCGAAAGGUCAAGCUUCGCAGUUAUUUCAGCGAUGGCUUCAACGAUGGAAUGGACUUCGCAGAUGAAGGAACGGUCAUCAAUGGCGAGCGGGACGCCUUUGAGAACCAGCUUUUGCGUGGAGGUGAGCUGGACGAUGACUGGUUGGAGCGUGAUGGCAUGUUUCCAGAAGAUCUUGAUGACUAUGAACCACCCAGCAGAGUCAAGGAGUCAGAUGCCGGACACACUACUGACGACUCGUGGCGCCCGACUAGACUCAUCUGGGUUGGCGACGACAGCGGUCUCCCAGGCCCUGACUCAAACAUCUUGAGCGGCAGCCUUGUCCCAGUGGGAAACGAGGACAUUCGAGACAAUACGCACAUCCCACCUUGUUUUCAACCCGAACGACUUCAAAGCCUUGCGAAAGAUUUAGGAGACAAAUGGCUCUUCGACUCGAAACAUAGCGCACACCGAGAAGUUCACCAGUCCGUUGUAAUCUUCUCGGAGAUCGCGCGACUGUCGGGCUGUGAGGCGGAGUAUUGGACUUGGCACAAGUUGAUCACCACAUUGUUGAAGAAAGACGUGGCCUCGAAUGACGAUAUAUCGGAUCGAACUCUGAUCUACUUCUGCUGGACGACCGAGCCGGACAUGGGUGUGACGCAAAUAGUCUAUCGUCUUCUGCAAGAGCUGGGAAAUCUGGCAGCAAACGCGAAGCGCGUUAGAUGCUUUCCCAAUAUUCGCGAUCUACAAGAGAGCGAGCGGAAGCUUGGAGACAUUAAGGCGCUCGACCAUAUCGCCAACGCAAGUGUAUCGCCUGAAUACAAGUUCCGGCCGCAGACAUGCACGAAAACAUUGGAGUGCACACUCAAGGAACCAUUCGUUAUGAAGAGAACACACUCAUCAACAUCGACACAUGUCAAGCUCGAACCCAAGCAGGACAUCUACACAUGUCUGCCCUGCCGCGCAUCUCAUGACCCAUGCGCUGCGAACGGAGAGCGUGCUGCGCUCACAACAAAUUACAACAAGAAAUCGCUUGCAGAGCUGAAGGUCGCGUGCGAGCAGCGUGGCGUCGACACGAGUGAUGUUGCCAAUCCACGCGCCAAAGCAGAGUAUAUUGGACUGUUGAGAGACAAUUCUAUGGCUACCACACUUCCGCCGGUCUCUGGAAAAGAUGCAUCCGAUGCGCGGAAGCACUCCCCUCGAUGGUUCCAUCAGCAGAACAUCGACUCACUCAUCAACUUCGGCGAGUUCCGCGUCAUCCUCGCCACGCUACCGUCUGCUGAUGGUCUUCACGGCCGGAAAGGGCAUGUCUUCGAGGCAUUCCACACCAAGCCCAGGAAAGACAUGACGAACCCCAUUGUCAGCGCCAUGAGUCGCGUUCCUGACGAGCUGCUGGAUCUGGAGCACUGUGGCGCCAAGACAUAUCGCGACCUCGAACAGUACAGUCUCUGGGUGUUUGAGCAGUUGAGGAAGUAUGAUGCGCUCCCCGCGAACGAUAACAGGCACGCUCCGACGACCCAAGACGAUUCAUUUCGGGAAAUUGACGACAAGGAGAACGUAUCGCCAGAUCACCCAGGUGAGAAGCAGAAGCGCUCACUCAAUGGCGAAUCGACUCAACCCCGGAAGUCACGCAAGGUCGACCAUGGCGAAGUUGUGCUCAUCCAUGAUUGUUCUUCUGCAAGAGGCGAAAGCAUGUUCGAGUCACUUGAAGUGGGUGUACGCUUGGACAUUGGAAUAUCGUCCGCCGCCGACGGUCACAGGUUCUUUGUCAACGAGAUCACUCGCUCAUGGUAUGGAGACCUGAUCAGCUACAAGAGUGCGGAGCCGAGGACGAGGAUUUGCUGUGCUUUGGCGAAGGCGGGAUGGCGCGUUUGUGCACCCCCGAAGUGCCCAGUCGCAGUGCAUACAGGCGAUGCGGUGCCCUUCACAGCGUUCGUUGAUUCAUAUACCAACUUCACCAUGGUCCAGUUCCUCGGUUGGAAUCGCUUUCUCAGCCCAACAGUUAUGCUAGAAGGAGAUGUGGUCUGCGUUGGACCAAGCGAUUCACACGUACCUCUGCCUGUUGAGACCGCUGCAUAA